Leptidea sinapis is the source of this 2236-nucleotide messenger RNA. RefSeq names its product beta-secretase 1-like. Gene Ontology annotation, biological process: membrane protein ectodomain proteolysis; amyloid-beta metabolic process. The transcript is spliced from 9 exons. Bases 167 to 1648 code for a protein of 493 amino acids. Gene Ontology annotation, cellular component: trans-Golgi network; membrane; endosome. The record is from RefSeq and is a predicted model, not a curated record. NCBI's taxonomy places the organism in Eukaryota, Metazoa, Arthropoda, Insecta, Lepidoptera, Pieridae. Gene Ontology annotation, molecular function: aspartic-type endopeptidase activity.
UUGAAUUCAUUACAGGCAUUUUGUAAUUGUUGUUUAUUUAUAUUGAAAAAUGAUUAUGAAACAGAACUAUUCAAUAAUGUAAUAAGUUUUUUUUGUUAUCGGUUUGCAGAAAAUUGAGCCAAUAUAAUAUUUGCUGCACGGCUAUUUACUUAUUACAAUAGUUAAUAUGGUGUUUGUAGUUCUUAUUGUUAUACAGACAAUUCUGUUUUUGAAUAGAGCUAUUUGUGAUGAAUUUAAUUUGUCCGGUGAAGCUGGUCAAGCCUAUGCAUUGGAGGUUCACGUGGGACAUCCACCACAAAAGCUUAAUGUCCUAGUUGACACUGGAAGUGCAACACUAGCUAUUGCUUCAUAUCCUAGAAAAGAAAACGACAUUUACUUUCACACAGUCAGCUCCAGCAGUUUGAUCAAUAGCGGCAAACAGGUUCAAGCUAAAUACUCACAAGGAAAUUGGAGUGGACAUUUAGCGUCUGAUUUCAUAUCAUUUCCAUCACUGCAUUUAGUACCUGAAGUCAGAAGUGAUAUUGCUCUGAUAACUAAAAGCCAUAAGUUCUUUAUGAAUGGAUCUGGAUGGCAGGGUCUUCUUGGCUUGGCAUAUCUACCUGUAGCUGCAUGGGGCGAUAAUGCAGUUGUUGGUCCCUGGCUUGAUUUUGUGGAUAAAAUUCAAAAGAAGCCAAUGUCUUUUCUUCUGAAGUUAUGUGGAACUCAAAGCCAAACUAAUGCGACACAUUAUGGAAGUUUUAAAAUGUUUGGUGAUGACAAUGUGAAACCAGACAAUAAUUUUGUAUUCAGAACACCUAUUCUUAGAAAACGAUGGUAUGAAGUUGGUGUGCUAUCAGUCCGGUUAUUGAAUUAUACUAACACCAAAAAAGAUGUUAUAAAUAAUAUGGAGAAAGACAGAAAUGAUACUCAUGGAGUUAGUAAUAUUGAUAUAGAAAGUUGCAGAGAAUUAAAUAGUGAGAAAAGUAUAGUAGAUAGUGGCACAACUAGUAUUACAUUGCCAAACAAAAUUUUUAGACAGGUUGUUGAUGAACUCAAAGGUGCAGCUCAAAACUCAAAUAUGCUGAUUUUAGAUGAGUUUUGGUAUCGGGGAGAGGCAGCUUGUUGGCCAGAACCUCAGGAGUGGUCAUUACCCUGGAUUGGAAUCGAUCUACUCAGCUACGAAGCUGAUAACCAAUAUUUUACAUUGGAAAUACCAUCACAGAAUUUUAUGCGUGUAGUAACCGCAAAUAACAACAGCGGAGGAACGGGCACAGUGUCUGAGUUUUGUUACAAGCUGGGCUUGGAAGCAAGUGGAAAGGAGACAGUGCUUGGUUAUACUGCAAUGGAAGGAUUACAGGUACUAUUUAAUCGCUCAGCGGGCUGGAUCGGCUGGCAAGAAUCCGAUUGUGGUUCAAACGCAAGGGUCACCGGUCCGUACAACGCGUCAACUUCACUACUGCUUGUAUGUAGUCUAACGAGGCCCUUACCUGACGUCAAUGUGUCUAUCAAAGCGGCGCAGUGGACUUUGUGUGUUAUAUCUAUAGUUGCCGCCGCUGUAUUGGUAUAUCUGUUGGCACCGUGCGUCAAGAUGUUUCUCAUCAAACCACUGCCGAUCGCUCAACAGAUAUCUUUGUCGCAAGCGGCGCUAGUUGAACAGGAGAACGCGUAAUUUUGCCGUCCGAGGCCCAACCGUAAAAAAAAUAGUAUUAUUUCUCUAUUUCUCAUGUGGUCUGCAGGCAGGUCGUACAUAACGUAUCAUUUUUGACAAAAAUAUUAUUUGUAAUAUUAAAGUAGCCGAAAGACAAUCUGCUAUCUCUUUUACAUGGUAUUGAGGUGAUCGAGAAUACCACGUGAUUAAGCCACGCCCAUAUUAUUUCAAUGCUAACUGUUUUAGAAUCAUUAAUAGGUUUACCUACACCCAUGCUUUAAAUCGUCUAUUAAAGAUUCUGAAACAGUUAGCUUAUUGCCAACAUUAAAACACCCAAUGUUCUAAUAACCAUAACAUCACCCAAACGAGUGUUGUAAUGUUGUACUGAAUUUCAUAACAACACUCCUAUUUUUUUUUUCAUUCCCUUCAUGCUCGAAGAGUUUUAACAGACAGCCACAUUCUUAUUGCUCGAUGCGUGGCAUCUGUAUGAAUUUCAAAAAAAGAACAUUUUGGUUUACGCGUGUUCCACACCACCAGAACGUCGCGCGCCGUAAAAAAAAAGUAGGUUAUUCGAAUCCCCGCCAUUUUUCUUCGAUAUUUUUAUUAUUU